Molecule: messenger RNA, 828 nt
Organism: Aspergillus campestris IBT 28561
Lineage: Eukaryota; Fungi; Ascomycota; Eurotiomycetes; Eurotiales; Aspergillaceae
Exons: 1
Coding region: 1-828 (275 amino acids)
Biological process (GO): GPI anchor biosynthetic process
Cellular component (GO): endoplasmic reticulum
Molecular function (GO): N-acetylglucosaminylphosphatidylinositol deacetylase activity
Source: RefSeq, a predicted model, not a curated record
AUGCAAUUCAAAAUGAUCGUCUAUACCAUAGCUUUGAUGGCCGCCAUUGGCCUGAGUUUUGCCCAAACACUCAACAUAGUUGCUCAUCAAGACGACGACCUUCUCUUUAUGAGCCCGGAUUUGAUUCGCGAAAUAGUAUGGGGCCGUGCUGUACGCACUGUUUUUCUCACAGCUGGUGACGCAGGGCUAGGCCCAGACUACUGGAUGGGGCGUCAGAUAGGCUCCCUUGCAGCCUACAGCCGCAUGGCCAGCGCAUCCAAUAUCUGGGACGAACGCGAUCUCGGCAUCAACGACUAUGAUAUUUCCCUUUUCACUUUGCGUGACAUGCCGCAAAUCUCGCUGGUGUUCAUGCACAUGCCUGACGGGGGCCUUGGGGGUAUCGGAUACGACUCUACCGGAUUCGAAAGUCUGAUGAGACUGUGGGAGGAGGAUAUCGAUUCCAUUGGAACAGUAGACGGUUCCAACACGAGGUACACCAGGGACGGGCUGCUAGAUGUGCUGACGCAAAUGAUUGAGGGUUUUGAGCCUGACCGCAUCAACACCCUCGACUAUGUGAAUAGCAUCGGUGACGGGGAUCAUCCUGACCACUAUACAUCUGGUUUUUUUGCAGACCACGCGUCGCAAGCGGCAAAUGGGGAGUUUGAUUUCACGGGAUACAUGGGAUACGGGAUCAAUUCGCUGCCAGUGAACUUGGACGCGUCGGAUAUCGAGGAUAAGCAGAACAUCUUUUACGAGUAUGGCGCCUAUGAUAUAGGAACUUGCUUUGAUGCGGUGAGCUGUUCUGGUCGCCCUGAGUCCGGGUGGCUCAUGCGACAGUACACUGUUUGA